Messenger RNA from Styela clava, 6502 nucleotides. RefSeq lists its product as uncharacterized. Lineage: Eukaryota; Metazoa; Chordata; Ascidiacea; Stolidobranchia; Styelidae. Gene Ontology annotation, molecular function: protein binding; calcium ion binding. The record is from RefSeq and is a predicted model, not a curated record.
CAAAUAAAGAAUAGAUAUUAUAUUUUGAGAUUUUUGUAAUUAGAAGUUUAUAUGCUGUCGGACCGAGAAACUGAUCAUUGUUAUGGUUUCUUUUAGAGUUGUACUAAACUUAAGAAUGAAUGUAUUUUGACAAGAAGUAGAAAGUAAAGGAAAUACAGAAAUGAGGCGUAGAACUGAUGGCGUUACCAUUCGCUUAUUUUAUUUAUUUUUUUCAUGCUCCCAACUUCUAUCUUCGCAAGGUCUAGUGUUCAACAUUACCUCAAUGUCCUGCGUAGCAAAAGAAAAUUCUCUAAGAAUUACAUGGGCAGCGAAGCCUAAUAUUAAUUUAUUCAAUUUUGAGGAAAAACCGCCUGUCAACAAACAAAACCAGGCCUACCCAAUUGUAGGAUAUAUUGUAAGUUGGUUCAAUGUCAAAUAUGCUGCUAUAACAGAUAAUUCGGCGAGAAUAUUUAAGACUGCUAUUGCCGAUAAAACAACGAUGAUAAGAGGAAGCGAUGUCCAGAACACAUUGUGGAAAGUAUAUUCAGAACUUGAAGACGACCUGAGUGCGAUAAAGUCUGCCUCCAAUUAUAUAUCUUCGUUCGAAUAUCGCGCUCUUCGUCCGUCUUCGGAAUCAUACUCAAUGACAGAACUACCGUUUGGUGACAAAUAUUUUGUUGAAAUUCGUGCACUACUUAGGAAGGGCGAGAAUGUCAAAACGUUAAACAUGAAUGCAUCAUGCUUCGUCGACACUGAAGAGGGUGUACCAAGUAAACCAGAGAAGUUCAAAGUGGCGAUGUUGAACACACGAACUCUCAGGAUAUCAUGGAACAAACCACAUAAAACUAAGGGGGAGAUUACUGCUUAUAGUGUAGAAUAUCAAAUGCUUGGCGCGCAAACAUUGGAACAGGCAAUAUUGGGACCAAAUGCAAGGACUGUAUUCGUACAAAAAUUGGAGCCAUAUCGUGUGUAUCACUUCAGAAUGGUAGCACUAAACACCAUGUAUCGGGGAAUAUAUACACCAUGGGUCAAAAUACGGCUUCAACCAAGGCAAUUUCGACUGAAACUCAAAUUCUCCGAUAUCUGGCAUGCAAAAAAUCCGAACGCGCCCCCAUUUGAACCGAGAGAGGGAUUUAGGAAAUUUCUAGAUACAUCAUUAAAACAAAUGUUUGGUGGAACAGCAUUCAAAUUCUUGGGACUCGACAUAGUUUUUACAAAGAAUGUAACAAUUAAAGACAAGCAAUUACUCGAGAUAACUUCUGACAUAUACUUCGACAAAAAUGGAUUAGCCAGGUCAGAUUCUCUCCACAGUUUUAUCAAAAAUGCAAUAACAACGCCACCUUUGCGACCGGCAAGAGGAAGUAUGGUGAGAGAUAUUAAUUUUUGUGACAUCCCAAAAUUUCGAUAUUGCCACGCAAAUGCAUCGUGUACAUCACAAUAUGGAAUAUUCACAUGUAAAUGUAAGGAAGGUCUCAUCGAUGACGGGGUUCAUUUAAAACUCCUUCCAGGCGUAGAGUGCAUUCAAAAUACAGCUGUACCACUGGACGUCAUCGCAAAAGCCAUGAAUCCUACCUCAGUGUAUCUUGCCUGGGGCAAGCCCCAGACGUCAGUAGGCGAAAUAAAAUUUUACGAAAUCGAAGCAAACACUUUGGUAGACGGAAAACCAGUCAGUAACAAAGGCAGAGCAAUGCCGGGUGGGUUUUUUACGGAACACGAACUGCGAGAUUUACCACCAUUUGGACUUCACAAAAUUCGUGUCCGUGGCGUAACAAACACCGCUACAGGGGAAUGGUCAAACUGGAUAGAGAUACGGAGUGAAACAAAUAUUUUCAGCGUUGUAUUUGACUACACAUCAACCGAUCCGGUCAUAAACUACCAAGAGAUGAGAGCCACCGUGCAUGAAGAAGUAACGGAAUCGAUUGUGACAACUUUGAGAAACAACAGAAGAUUAGACUUCCGAGAUUACGUUAUUCAAAAAUCCGACAUUGCUGGCCAAAAUGUAAUUCGUAUAACUGCUGCAAUUUUUAUGGGAAAAGACAUGGUUGAUGGAGUGAAGCUCAUGGAAACAAUGAUAACUGAAGAAUUCAGAGAAAAAGUUCAAAUUCCCGGAGGACCUAUUGACAAAACUACGGUGAAAGUUACAGACUUUUCCGAGUGUGGAACGGAGUUUCAAGAUUGUGCUGGGAACAUUUGUAAAAAUAUACCUGGAUCUUUUGAAUGUCAUUGCCCCCAUGGUCAUGUAGAUGUCAGUGACGACUACGGCAGGCUACCUGGCAGAAAAUGUCUGAUUUUCGAUGCGCCAGCAUCGUUUUUAGUCGAUGUGUUGGAUCCCAAGUCAGUGCGAAUCAGUUUUUCAAUACCACAUCAACUGAGAAACGAGCUUCAUAAGUUUUGGUUUAUAGUUCAGUACAACCGAAGAAUAAAAGGCAGUGACAAAGAAUUGAAGAUUGAAAUGAAUGAUGCUAAUUUCACCGCCGAAGGAUUUGUAAUGUCGCGAAGAAUAAAUAAUUUGAAAAUGAAUGCAAAAUAUGUGUUUCGGGCUGCAGCUGCAAACAAACGAGGGGUUGGUCGAUUCUCAACAUGGACAGAAGCAACAACUGCUGCACUUAUUUAUGAAGCUCAUUUGAAUCUGACGUCCCUUCUCUACAGAAAAAUCUUUGUCUACCCAAAGAGUAAUGUUACUAUAACUACGGCUAAAGGCGUGCAACAAUUUUUGGACAGAGUGAUGGGGCCGCGAAUGGCGCAAUAUAAAAAUUCAGGAGAAAUAAAGCUUGUUCCCGGUAUAAUGAAAAGAACAUUUGCAAUUGUUCUCAUGUUUUUCGACCCAGCUUCGUACAUAGAUCCUAAUCAGGUAUCCGAUAUGUUCAAAUACAACGAGGUUACGGACAAUCCGUUUGGAUUGGACUUCACAUCUGUUGAGUUGAGAGAUUUUGACGAGUGUAAUUCAACAUGGACAGACUGUUCGAAAGAUGGAAGUUGUGAAAACACUUCGCCAGGUUACAUCUGUAAAUGCAGAGAUGGAUAUAUAGAUCGUGGAGUAAUAAAUAACUUACUUCCAGGAAGGCUUUGCAUAUCACCUCAUGCAAAAACUACUACUGAAGCAACAACACCACCAACGACGGCAUCAACGCAUGCCAAACAGACACAUGGACCGCAACAAUCACAUCAAUCUACUAUUUCCGACGCAUCGACAACUACAGCGACCACGACAACCACUACAACAACAACGACCACGACUACACCAAAACCAAAACCAGGAGUUGAACUGAAAGGUGUUGUUACUGGAAGAACAAAAGUAAAACUUUCUUGGAAAAGAUACAGAGGGAAAAACGUUAAUUUGAACGAUAUGGUGUACGUGAUUCAGUAUGCAGUUAAAGGGUUAUCAUCUUGGAAGGAAGUCACUAUUUCAUCUAAAAUCCCAAGUUUAACCAUUGUCGACCUUCGACCUAAUUUAGUAUAUAGAUGGCGAAUUGCUGAAAAAUGGAGAACAAAUGAAGAGCAUCAUACAGAAUUUACAUACCCUAUUGAACUUCGAACAUCUCCUCGAACAUUUAGAAUGUUUGUACAAUUACCAUCGGUAUUACCGGACGACUUAUCAAAUCCAGGUAGUAUGCAGUACGAGGAAAUGCAGGGAUAUGUCAUCGAUUUUGUGACUGACGUGUUUACGAGUAGGCAUAUGCACAAUUACUUUCAACAAAUUGACUUUGGAAGUGCCGAUCAUGUGACAUUUCAAGCUCAUGUAGACCGAGGUACUUCAGCGGCCUUGUUAAUGUAUCUCACGCCUAGAAGUGCGGGCGGUGUUCCCCUCUUAAAAUCAGCAUAUGAAGAUACAGAAUCGAAAAUUCCGAAUCCAAAAGAAAUGAAGUUGAUAGGAAUCAAUGAUUUUGACGAAUGCGGAUCUCCAGACUUUAUGGAUUGUGACAGAAAUGCCAAAUGUACGAAUGAUGAAGGAUCUUAUCAUUGCAGUUGUGGGCCAGGCUAUACCGAUGCUAGUGAUCGAUAUUAUCUUCUGCGUGGGCGAAGAUGCGAGGGCAUGGGAACAACGACAACGACUACCACUACAACAACAACAACCACAACGACAACAACACAUCAAACAAAUACAGAUUAUACCAACAGUGGUCCCGGUGUAGUGUACAGCGAUAGAGAUUCACAGAACAAUAACUUUGAAGCCUUUAAUCCUAAUCGACGACGGACGACAACUCCUGCCAGAGCUGGAAAUAAUUUUAAUGGGGUCGGUUUUAACAACAAUAAUUUUUAUCCUCCUGCGACGAGACGACCGAUUCCUACAACCAUGUUGCCGACCACAAAAUUAACCUAUUACACAAGGCCUACGCCAUUUCGACCGGUUGCUGCCUAUACUACACCCAUGCCGACCAUAGCAAGACCAUUUUCCCCACGAACGACACCAUUUGUGCCAAAACCAUCGCCUUUCCGACCUGCAAUACCAAAUAGACCAAUGUUUCCAAAUAGACCAGCAGUCAGUGGGUCUUCAACUGGAUCUUUUGGAUCUUUCAAACCAAGCUCCAAUGUUGGUCGCGUUUCCGUACCUUGUGGAAGUAAUUGUGCCACUCUUGAAAAAUACGAAGGCGAAGUCAUUGUGACUCAUGUUGAUGGGAAAGAAAUAACUUAUGAAGAUACAAAUUCUGGUGAAAUGAUGGGCCCAGUGCAAGACGCUCUUGACCAAGUAUUGAGAUCGUCUGGUUUAGAGGGUUAUAUAUCACUUGAAGUUGUGGAGUUUCUCAGGCAAACUGUUCAACGAUCUGGGGCAAGAGUCUCAUUCUUAAUUAGGAUGAGAAAAUCAAGUACUGACAGGCCACCCCCUGGACUAUUUUCGCGAGGGAAAAGAGAGUUAUUCAACGUUCGUACUGCUAAAGGAAAAUGGGAUGUUAUCAAAGAUUAUUUUAUGAAAUCUCUGAUGUCAACUGAAGUAAAAGGACUUGUCAAAACAGCUACGGGAAUUAUUCAGUUUGACACAGCAUCCGGAAAAAUAAAAUUUUCAGAUUUCAAUGAAUGCAUUGAUCCUGAUAUACACACUGAUUGCCACAGCACAAGAGCAAAAUGUCAAAAUACUCCGGCAGGAUCGUAUAGCUGUGUAUGCAGUAGAAAUUAUGUUGAUGAAAAUCCCUCCAAACCCGGUCGGCAAUGCGUAGAUCAAUGCAAGAAUAAUCCAUGUCAGAAUGGCGGAGAAUGCAAGCAAAGAAUUGGCCAAAGACCAAGAUGCGUUUGUCAGAAGGGUUACAAAGGAGAUAAGUGUGAAAUAUCUGACAAAGGGUCGAAUAUCAUUCUCAUUGCUGUAGUAGUUGGAGUCAUAGUUCUUGUCGGUGUUAUCAUUUGCAUAACUGUUGCAAUUUUACGAAUUCGGAAGAGAAGAAAUAAUCGAACAACCAAUAAAAAGAAAAAGAAGAAAAAAGAGAAGACUAAUUCUGACUCGGAUGCUUCAUCUGACGACGAAGAUUCAGACGAUGACAAUUCAGACGACGAAAAAGAAAAGAAAGUGUCAGCAAAUAAGCGAUCUUACCUGCAGCCAGAUAUUUUAAAGCAACCACGAAUGGCUAAAGAAAUCAGUUACGAACGUCCGUCAAGGUCCACAAAAACGAUUGAAAAGGAAGAAUCCGAACUACCACCACCAGUUCGUCCACCGAAACCGCCUAGUUACAACGCCAUUUAUUUGAAGAAUAAUGGGAACGGUAAUACUCCUGCUUUGCCGCCAAGAAGAAGUAGUCUGUUAAACGACUCAAGCAGCAGAGAAACUACACCCCCUUCGCCACCCCCAAAGAGUGCAUCGUUGUAUGCUAAGGACUCGUCAACAAUAAGACAUGAAGAUUUGCAUUCCAGGCCUCCCCCGCCGCCACCUAGAGGAAACAGUAGAUCAUCCGCCGGAUCAAGUUCAAGUUACGCAGGCAGCUCAGAUUGUGAACAGCCUCCAGUUUUACCACCAAAGCCAAGGCAAUAUUCGUGACAGCGUUAAUUUAUUGCCAAUAAGUUAUAACCUCUAGUAUGGUAAGAGAUAAUUAUACUGGUUUUCGUGUGUUCCGUUCCAGCUUUUACACAUUUUAAGGCAUAUACUGUUUCCGAUUCCAAUCUCAAAUAACAGAUCACAACGCAACAAUAGUUCUUUGUUAAUUAACUAACUACCACCGACAAAAAUACUAGACCAUAUAUUACAGCUCAAUGUCAUUGAAAAGUUACAAUUUUGGGAAACUUAUUUCAGGGUUAAAUGUGGUAAAUGUAAUGUUCAAACUUUUACUGUUAUUUUUUGUGGACGCGUAACAGAUGGCCAUCAAGAAUAAGGACGAAAUUAUCAAAUUUUGUGCUCUAUUACAAAUCGAUAGCAAUAUUUUGUAAAUUUUUGUUCUUGUAACUUAUCUUAAUUGGUGUCACUGUAUAAGUAUUAUUUUUGAUUGGUCUCCCAUCCUUUCAAAAAAGAGUGCAAUCGAUAGAAGGUUUGUGAAAUGUUUAUUUAAUAAUGUGAAAUGUAAUAUAUACAUUCAUGCUAAAAAAUAACAUGUUCUAAAAUGAG